Harpegnathos saltator (Jerdon's jumping ant) is the source of this 1040-nucleotide messenger RNA. RefSeq names its product insulin-like growth factor-binding protein-related protein 1. The record is from RefSeq and is a predicted model, not a curated record. Gene Ontology annotation, molecular function: insulin-like growth factor binding. Gene Ontology annotation, cellular component: extracellular region. The transcript has 4 exons. The coding region runs from base 17 to 892 and encodes 291 amino acids. Gene Ontology annotation, biological process: regulation of signal transduction; regulation of cell growth. NCBI's taxonomy places the organism in Eukaryota, Metazoa, Arthropoda, Insecta, Hymenoptera, Formicidae.
GACGGCGGAGCGCGACAUGGCGCGGAUGACGCGCUUGUGCUUUCUGUCAGUCUGCGAAAUGACGCGCCGGAGAGCGUUUCCGCUCGCGUUUUUGUCGGCGUUGGCGUUCUGCGGGACAUUCCAACGAGGCGCAUCCGCCGUUGCCGAAAGCGUCGAAAAUAAGAGCGUCACCGAGAAAGCGCAGCCGGAGGGCUGCAUCGAUUGCGGAUACUACAGGUGUCCAGAGAACCCUGGGAAAUGUUUGCUGGGCUCGGUGCCUGAUCCUUGCGGAUGCUGCCCGGGUGGUCUGUGUGCUCGUCUCGAUGGCGAAACGUGCUGGAACGAGAGCAUCCCUCUCCUAUCUCCGAAGAACCGCAACGACGGUUACUGCGCGAGGAAUUAUCUGUGCGAGCUGCGCUCCGAUCUACAGGAGGAGAAGGACGCUCCGGAGGCCAUCUGCGUCUGCAUGGAGCAGACCCCCGCAUGUGGCAGCAAUAAUGAGACUUACGCGACGCCGUGCGCGCUGCACGAGGAGGCGAUGAAACUCAGAAACUUGUCCUCGCUGUGGCUGCAGCACCUCGGUCCUUGUCAAAGCAGGCCUUGGAUCCUUUCGCCUCUGGAGGACGUCGCCUCGCCUUUCGGUCAACGAGUCGCGCUCAAUUGCGAGGCGAAGGGCUUCCCCGUGCCGGAUAUCUUCUGGGAAUUUCACUCGGCGGACGGCAGGAGAGUGCUGAAAUUGCCAGGAGAGGAGCACGACGCGACGGUACACACGAGCGAGGGUCCGGAGCCCCUCAUGCGAACGUCCUGGAUGCAAUUGGCCCGGCUGAACAAAGAGCACACUGGAAUGUAUCAUUGCAUCGCCAACAACUCCAUCGGCGAGGCGAGCGCGGCUUCGUUCGUGUCGAUGUCGUGAGACUGUGCUCGCGCCCCGCGAGGUGAUCUCUCACGUAACCGUCACGACGCACGUAAAAUGCGGAGAAAGUGAGAGAGAGAGAGAGAGAGAGAGAGAGAGGGAGAGAUAGAGAGAGAGAGAGAGAGAGAGAGUGACGGAGGGCGGUGAA